GCAGAAAGGAUCAAAAAGAAGGCAUAACCUGGAGAAUUGUUGAAAGUUAGUUGAUAUUUCUAUCAUGGACAAAUUUGUAAAUAAAUAAAUGCCUUCAACUUGAGGGUUUUCUCUUCUCCAAGUCCACGACGCUCAAAGAUCAAAUACAUCUGUAAUCAGCUUAUAGGCGAUUGCGCCGAAUUAUCAGCGAUUCCCUCCUCUCCUCGAACGCUUCCUAAACUCAAUCGCAAUCGACAUGUGCACAAGUAUCAAGACCUCAAUGGCUUGCGGCCACACAUUCACAAACUAUGCCACAACAUGUGGCGUGGCCACAAACUCUCGCCCAUGCACUCCCAAUGUCAAAAUUCAACAUCUUAACGACACGUGCGCAGCGUGCGAUCCGGCGGCCCGGAGGCGCCGUGUCCGUCAGGACUACGAAAGCCGGCACGCCGAGCUCAUGGCCGAGUACAUGGCGGCCAAACAGACAGGAGAUGGAGCAGCCAUGGCGCGUGUGGAGCUUCUGGUCAUGGAAAAUUCCAUGACCACAAUGGAGCGGAAUUUCGAAAUCGGCAUGCACUGCCAGGAAGAGGAUGUCAUGUGGUGGGAGAUGAACUGAACGACAAAGAUGCGCUGAAAUGAUUUAUGACGAUUACGAGACGGAUCUGGCGUUUGUGUGUCUGUACCAACAAUGGGGGGACUACUGCGUAUUUAUGGACUACAUAGUACUUAUCAACAUCUGCCAUUAAUAGGUACGGGACUUCUGAGCCCAACUUGUUCCCAAACCAUUAUUCCAAUCGUCUAUGUACCAGA
Molecule: messenger RNA, 789 nt
Organism: Fusarium verticillioides 7600
Lineage: Eukaryota; Fungi; Ascomycota; Sordariomycetes; Hypocreales; Nectriaceae
Exons: 1
Coding region: 236-595 (119 amino acids)
Source: RefSeq, a predicted model, not a curated record